AUGGCGCCGAAUUGCCUAACAGCUACCGAGCCUAUCCCCAGGACGCUCAAGGGAGGCUCAAUACUCAAUGCCGCCAGCAUAGACGGCGGUAGGCCGAAGCGACGUCAUGCGAUUCCCCGCCCGGCGACCAAAGACAUCGAGCGGAGGUGGCAACUCGAACAGAUGGCCGGCGCAUUUCGCAUAUUCGCCAAGAUGGGUUUCGCGGAUGGCGCAAGUGGACACAUCAGUCUGAGAGAUCCCGUCCAGCCCCACACCUUCUGGAUCAAUCCCUAUGGCGUCCACUUCGCCCUCCUCACCGUCUCUGACAUGGUCCACGUCGAUGAGGAAGGCCAGCGCAUCGGCGGCAACGAUCAGCUCGUUAACGCAGCCGGCUUUGUCAUCCACGCUGCCAUCCACAAGCGUCGUCCCGACAUCCACGCCGUUUGUCACAUGCACAGCCCUUAUGGAAGGGCCUGGUCAACCUUCGGUCGGCCGAUCGACAUGCUUAACCAGGAUAGCUGCAUGUUCUACGAAGACCUGGCCGUGUACGCCAAUUUCGGGGGCGUGGUCUUGGCGAGGGAGGAAGGAGGAAGAUUGGCGGAUGCGUUGGGGCCGAGGAAGAAGAACUUGAUUCUGCAAAAUCAUGGAUUACUGACUUGCGGUGGGACGGUGGCGGAGGCCGCGGCUUUCUUUAUUGCGUUGGAGAGGGCUUGUCAGGCUCAGUUGUUGGUGGAGGCGGCUGUUGCACCGGAUGGCAGUCAGUUGAAGAAGAGGGUGGUCAGUCAUGAGGAGGCGGUGUACACGAAGGAGGGGACGGGCACGCCGGAGAUUAUGUACAUGCAGUUUGAGCCUGAGUAUCGUUUGGUCUUGAGGGAGACAGGUGGGGAUUUCUUGUCGUAA
Molecule: messenger RNA, 879 nt
Organism: Pseudomassariella vexata
Lineage: Eukaryota; Fungi; Ascomycota; Sordariomycetes; Amphisphaeriales; Pseudomassariaceae
Product: class II aldolase/adducin N-terminal
Exons: 3
Coding region: 1-879 (292 amino acids)
Cellular component (GO): cytoskeleton
Molecular function (GO): actin filament binding
Source: RefSeq, a predicted model, not a curated record